This is a messenger RNA of Pimephales promelas (fathead minnow), 4631 nucleotides long. NCBI's taxonomy places the organism in Eukaryota, Metazoa, Chordata, Actinopteri, Cypriniformes, Leuciscidae. The record is from RefSeq and is a predicted model, not a curated record.
AAGUGAUAGACUUGAUCCAGACUGUAGAAAAAGCUCUAUCUGACCUGACAGAUCUGGGGAACAUUGGUGCAAUUAAGAACCCUCUUGUAAUCAAGUCUAUUGAGAGUAAACUGCCUGAAUUUGUAAAAAGAGACUGGCUUUUCUUCAUGAUUGACCCUAACAAUGGUGUGACUCCAGAAAAUCACUUUGACCUCCUGUUGGAGUUUUUAAGAAGACAGGAAGAUGUUCUUGAGAAACUUGAACAGCUCAGAGUCACAGAAAAGGUAGAUAAAUCUGAAAAUAGAUUUGAAAGGAGGUAUGCAUCUACAAAAUCCACGAAGAAAGAGCAUAGGGGCAGCUUGUGAACCGAUGUGUGGAGCUUGUCGCUGUGGGAACUGUCAGCCAGGUGGUAAGGAGAUGACACUGGUAGAGGAGAGAGAACUCGAAAUUAUAAAAGGGUGUCUUACCUAUCUAGAAAAUGAUGCUCACAGCAAGUCUCCUCAUUGACACGCAAAAUAUCCCUGGACUGAAAAUCCAGCUUCCCUUCCCAAUAAUAGAAGUGGAGUAGAGGCAACAUUUUUGAGAACGGAAAAGCAGCUCAAGAGGGAGCCAGAGUGGAAAGUCGCUUAUACAGCUCAAAUUCAUGAAAUGGUGGAACGCGGAGCAGCAAUCAAGCUCACUGAAGAUGCAAUUAAUUCCUGGAAUGGACCAGUAUGGUAUGUGAGUCACCUGAUUGCACCAAAUCCUCACUCCGUUACGACUCCAGUGCGCUUGGUAUGGAACAGCAGUCAGAAAUUUAGAGGAGUAAGUUUGAAUGAUCUUCUUCUGAAAGGCCCAGAUUUUCUUAAUCCAAUCAGAGCUGUACUUCUGAGGUUUAGGAGAGGAGUGUAUGCUGUCCUUGGAGAUAUCAGGAAGAUGUAUAACUCUGUAUGGCUGGAGGAGAAAGAAAUGCAUCUACAUAGGUUUCUGUGGAGAGAUGAUCAGAGUGAAGAAAUAGGAGAAUAUGCAAUCACCAGAGUUAACAUCGGUGAUCGACCGGCAGGGUGCAUUGCACAGUUGGCCAUGCGUGAAACUGCAAAGCUGACUAAGUUUUCUCAUCUACAUGAAGAGCGCAAAGUCAUCGAAGAGGAUAGUUAUGUGGAUGAUAUUCUGACUUCCCACAAUGAUCGGAAACAGCUGGACAAAAUAACCGAAGGUGUUGAGGAGAUCUUAAGAGCUGGAGGGUUUUUCUUGAAGCACUGGAUUCGGUCAGAAGAAAGUUGGAAGCCUGGUGAUGGUGAGUCAGUAGAGGCAACAGAAGAAGACAGAAUUCUAAAACUUCCAAACCAGCUGAGGGAUAAAGACAACAAGGCCCUUGGAGUUGGGUAUCUGGCAGAAAAGGAUACACUUUACAUCAUGACAUCAAUUAACUUUUCCAAGCGAAAGAAGAAAAUGAGGAUCGGACAAAACCUCCUCAAAGAGGAGGUCAGGACCAAGACUCCUAAUCCUCUGACCAGAAGAAUGCUACUGAGUCAGGUGGCAGGAUUGUAUGAUCCGAUUGGCCUGGUCACACCGGUUAAGCAAAAAGGGGCCAUCCUUGUACGAAAGGCAUUUCAGGAGGCAGGACGUGGAAAGUUGGCCAAAGAUACAUGGGAUGAACCACUGUCAGAAAACCUCAGAGAAGAAGCUAUUGAAGUGUUUGAGGAGUAUGUUCACCUAAGCAAGGUAACGUUUCCCAGAGGCAUAACACCUAGAGGCUGGAAAGGAAAACCGUUGGGAAUCACGUUCUCUGAUGGAAGCGAUAAGACCUAUGGAGCUGUAACAUAUUUCAGGUGGGAAACAGACCAGGGUAUUGAAGUGAGGCUAAUUGAGUCCAAGGCCAAAUUGACUCCUUUGGAUCAAAAAGGGGAAGCAGUCAAGGCUGAGAUGUGUGGUGCAGUUUAUGCAGCAAGACUUAAGAAAUAUAUUGAGAAACAUUGCCAAGUGGAAAUUGACCAAUGGUUCCAUUUGGUGGACAGCCAAACAGUGUUGGGAGCUAUUCAACGGGCUAGCUAUGGCUACCAGUCCUUCUUUGCCAAUAGGAUUGGAGAGAUCCAGAGAACAACGCUAGUUAAGGAUUGGUGGUGGAUCCCAGGUGACUUAAACAUUGCGGAUAUUAUCACAAGGGGAGGUAGUCCAGAAGGCCUAAAACAAGAUUCUGCAUGGCAGAGAGGGCCUGUGUUCUUGAAAUGGCCAGUGGAGGUUUGGCCAAUUAAGUCAGCUGCUGAGAUUGCAACUGCUGCAAGAGAAGCUAUUAACAGACUUCAGAGGAAAGCAUUCUCUGCAGUACUAACCAGAAGUCUGGCUAAGAAAAAGAAAGGCUCCGUCCUCCUGGAGAAAAUUAAAGUGGCCGUUCAUGAGGGAGGAGGAAAUGACCUCAUUGCAGAUUCAGGCAAUUCUGCAAGUCAGAAGGAAAAGGCUAAGAUUGCUCCAUCUGGAAGGAUAUAUGACUGCAUAGUAGCAAGUAAGUUACUUGAAGUUGAAAGAUUCAGCAAAUUGUCCAGACUGAUCAGAGUUACUGCUUGGGUGCGUCGAGCUGUGAAGAAGUGGCUGAAGAUAAGAACUAAGACCUUGGGUUCAUCAAAGUGGGAGGUAAAGUCUUUGGAAGAAAGUGUCAACGAAGCUAUCUUGACGGUAAGAGAACAGGAGGAUGCCCUUGAAGAUCUCUUUCUAGCAGCCCAAGAGAAUGUGAUUUUUUCUGAUACUACCCUCAGUAGGUUGGCAGUGUACAAGGAUGAAAAUUCUGGACUGUUUGUUUGUGGAGGAAGAAUUCAAAUCUUCAAUGAGGAUAAGACUGCAGUUCCAAUCUUACCAUAUAAUACAUAUGUAUCUACACUUUUGGCUCAGGAAGCUCAUCAAGUAAACCAUGAAGGAGUGGCUGGAACUUUGUUGAGAAUGAGAAGAAAAGCUUGGAUUAUAAAAGGCCGCAGACUAGCUAAGAAAUCCGUAGACUGCUGUGUGACCUGCAAGAAGGCAAGGUCGAAGCAAUGCCAACAGAUUAUGGGAGACCUUCCACCAGAGCGGUCAGAACCAGCUGGACCAUUUGAGUUUACAACCUUGGAUUUGUUUGGACCUUAUUGGGUAAAAGAUGAAAUAAAGAUGAGGGUGAGACUCAAAGUUUGGGGAGUUGUCUUCUGUUGUAUGGCAUCAAGGGCUAUCCAUACUGAUAUUGUCAGUGACCAAUCAACAGAAGGAUUUCUGCUGGCAUACCAAAGAUUCACAGCUUUAAGAGGACAUCCUAGGAAACUGUGGUCAGACUCAGGAUCAAAUUUUAUCGGGGCCAAGCCUGUUCUUGAGGAUCUUCAUAAGUUCCUAGAGCGACAAGACAGAGAAAAGUUAGGAAUUGAAGCAGCCAAGAAAGGCACGGAGUGGUCUUGGAAAAUUCACCCGGCAGGUUCCCCUCACCGGAAUGGUGCAGCAGAAGCGGCUGUCCGUUUAGUUAAGCGGGCCCUACUGAAUCUAGGCUGUAACAAAGUUAUGUCAUGGGGGGAAUUUCAAACUUUUCUUUACACGGCAAGCAAUUUGGUCAAUGAAAGACCUAUUGAUGCCAGGACACAAAGUCGAGAAGACUGUGUGGAAUAUGUAAGUCCAAACUCUCUUCUCCUGGGUCGUACUGGGAGAAAGGGGGAUCAAGGAAGUUUUGAGUUUGAAGGCUAUCCAUACAGAAGGCUAAGAAUCAUCCAGGAAGAAGUCAACAAAUUCUGGAGAAGUUGGUGUCAGCUGGCAGGUCCUAACCUCUUUGUAAGAAACAAGUGGCAUACUAAAGAGCGGAACGUUGCCGUGGGAGAUGUGGUAUGGGUGGCUGACCAGAAUGCUCUAAGAGGUCAGUACAAGAUGGCCAGAGUCGUCGAUAUAAAUGCAGACAAGAAAGGAACCGUGAGAGAUGUAAUGGUCAGAGUAUUCCCCAGCUAUCCUGUCUCGAUUGUUAAACCAAACCAAGCAGAAACCGGCAAGAAUGUCAAACCAACAAAAAAGCAUUGUGACAAAAUUCCAGCUACGAUUCUGCGUAGGGAUGUGAGACGUUUGGUAGUUCUGAUUCCCAUUGAAGAACAGUAAAGACAUUUCAGCUAAGAAGUGUGUGUGACCUCCUUCGGUCAGUUGACCAGGAGCUCAAGUGGGAGGUGUUAAGUUGAAUUUGAGAGAAAGAAAAAAAAAGGAAAAAAAAGAGACAUGGUUAAAAAGUAUAAAUUCAUCAUUGGUAAAGAAGAUUUAAGAUCAAAAUGAGUGCAGCCUAUUGGUUGGGAGCACAUGGUGCAACCUGGGAGAAUCAAGGUAGCUGAUUGGUCAUUGAAACUCCACAUCUCCAAACUCCACCAGGUGUGUGUGAUUACUGGGAGCAAGAGGGAACUUUGUUUGCAGUAAAUGUGCUUCUCCUACUGAAUUUGGUGGGUUUUGGUGUUCAAAAUACCAAAGGAGAAAGACUGUUGAAAAGCCACAAUGUUUCAUCAACUUUGAGAUGCAACUGGUUAUUAAGCUAACCUUCUGGAAUUAUCAUUGAGACAAGUACAAAAGAAGAUCUAGUCAAUGAUGAGAGAUUUUCAAUAAACUGCUUCUAUGAUGAAGAACCAGAUGGUUUGAGUUAUUCCAUGCACCUUCAGAGUUGAUUGAGGCCUUUUUCAAGUUUGGGCAGACAU